AUGGCGAUGGACAUUGGCACGCUCAUAAAAGUGGCUUUUUUUGCACUGAUAAAGUUGGUAUUCAUCGCAUUGAUGGGGUUUGUAGCAGCGCGUUGGGUUGGGUUUGACACCACUGUCCGAGCGGGGUGGUCACGCCUGAUAUUCACCUUUUUCAUGCCGGCAAUAGUGUUUUACCAGACUGCGACUGCGAUAUCCGAAAUCAGUGAAUUAAAGGAGUUGUGGAUAUUACCCGUGUUUUGUAUAGCUCAUAUGAUACUUGAGUUUUUUGGAUCAUUACUCCUAGGCACUCUUUUACGAAUACCAAAACUCGACAAUCGGGUCUUUACAUUCACGUUAGGUUUUGGUAAUGUGAUGUAUAUACCAAUGGCAGUUAUUGAAGCUCUCACGACAGAGACAAAUGAAUUGGGCGACAAAGCCAAGGAUUUAGCUUUCAGUUAUAUAUGUACAUAUCAGCUCUCCUUUAUGGUCGGAUUUUUUGUGUUAGGAUACAACUACAUCAACUUAAAUGUAAGAGACACUGCGUUACAAGAACAACAGAAGGCACAGGCGGAGACUGAAAUGGCAGACAAAAUUAAAACGUCCGAUGAGAAAAGUUCAAAAGAAAUUGCGACGACAAGUUCCUCAUCUGACAAAGAUUCUGUUGAAAUUGUUUUAGAAGACCAAAAGAACAUGACGGUGGUGACUCACAUGGAAAAUGAAAGUAAUACUUCGGAAGAAAAGGACGACCACAACGAAAAGUCUGAGAAUACAAUCGAAAAGCAGCACAACACAACGGUAAUACCACCGCACGAUAAUUUAGACGAGGGAUUGAAUGACCACAAUUCCUCUCAAAAUGGUUUGCCAACAAAAGAUUCGACCGUCCAUCAUUUUAUUCAAAUGUGUUCACAAAAGAUCAAAAGAGUCUUUCUCAUAAUCGCAACACCAUUUCUCUUUGUCUGGAACAAACUCCCUUCGAUCGUCAGGUUCUCUAUCAAAAACUUCUUCUCAAUCCCAACUAUGGCGGCUAUAUUGGGAAUCAUCUUCAUGUUAGUCAAAUGGAUACGUGAUCCACUACUCAUCCGUGGGGAUUGGAGUAUCAUUGGGAGAUGUAUCUACUACUUGGGAAGCUCUACUGUCUUUUGUGCGCUGUUUUUGUUGGGCGGAAGUUUAUCAAAUGGACCACGAGGGGGAAAUAUUCCAACGUGGAAAAUACUCAUUGGGCUUGCGUAUCGGAUGGUGGUGUUCCCAGUUGUUGCGUGGGUUGCAACAUAUUUGAUGUAUAGGUACCGAGUGUUGCCUGAUAACAAAGUGAUGUAUUUUGUACUUCAAUUGGAAUCGUUCACACCCCCUGCACUCAACUCUAUUAUUGUUGUCAACGUGUGUUACCCAAAGGGAACGGAUUCGUCUUCGACGAUAUUGUUCUGGUGUUACAUGCUUACGAUUGUCACAAUGGCUGUAAACAUCAUUGUUACAAUGAAAUUCAUCGAUGUGUAA
Molecule: messenger RNA, 1473 nt
Organism: Entamoeba invadens IP1
Lineage: Eukaryota; Evosea; Mastigamoebida; Endamoebidae
Exons: 1
Coding region: 1-1473 (490 amino acids)
Biological process (GO): endoplasmic reticulum to cytosol auxin transport
Cellular component (GO): membrane
Source: RefSeq, a predicted model, not a curated record